Molecule: messenger RNA, 2181 nt
Organism: Microthlaspi erraticum
Lineage: Eukaryota; Viridiplantae; Streptophyta; Magnoliopsida; Brassicales; Brassicaceae
Source: the annotation of a GenBank genome assembly
AUGCCUGAAGGAAAACUAAGAUCAGGAGUAUACAGAUCAUUCAUAAUGUGUGAUGAUCCAAGAGGAGUUGUUGAAAGUGGAGCAAUCAAGAAACAGAGUAAGCUCCGUAGUAGCAGCAUUUGUAGUACCACUAACCAAAGUUGUGACCAUCCAACAAAACCGAAAGAAAGAUCCGAAACAGCACCAAGAAAGAGCGUAGAGUUAGCUCCUCCUCCUCCUCCUUCUUCUUCUUCUUCUUUGCAGCUCUUGAGAGUGUCUAAAGGGAUACAGAAACUAAACGUUGCGAUUGAUUCGUGGUCUAAAGCGUUUAGGCCUGAGGACAUAGCGAAAGAUUUGUUAAGAGGAGCACUUGAUUUGGAAGAGUCUUUAGCCAUGCUUAGUAGCAUUCAAGAAAGUGAUGAUGUCAAGAAGAAACCUAGGGUUGUUGUUAAAGACGGAGGAGGAAGACGGGAUUUGCGGUUUCAGAGAUCGAUGUCUGAUAGAUUCGGAGAGAGGAUUGAGAAACGGAUGAUGGUGAGUCAAGAGAAUGCAGCAGCGUCAAAGGAUUGUUAUGAGGAGCUGAGGAAAGUGAUUAGAGAGAGCUUUCUUAGGCAGAAUCUUUUGCCUCAAGCAACAACGGCUAAAGAGAGUAGAGCUAGGGUUUUUCGAAGUGAUUUUGCAUCUUCUUCUGGAGCUGCUUCGUCGUCAACGAGCUCAAGCCAGUCUUCUAUGGUUUCUGGCUCUACAAAGUCAUCUGCAUCGUCUGAUGUAACACGGAGAGGUCCUAGUUUGAUUGCUAGGCUUAUGGGUUUGGAUGUUUCUCCUCAAGAACAGAGUAAAACCUCUGUGAUGCCAUCAGAGAAGCUGAAGAAGGAGAAGAAAGAGAGUCUUGAAACUGUGAGAUGUAACAAAGCAAGAGAAGCUGUUCUACAAUCUUUGCCUGAAGAGAUUCCAAGUGAAGAUAUAGUACUCAUCAGACCUAUGCGUGUUGUACAACCGGGAAUGGAGGAAAAACCGGGAAACAAGAAGCAGGUUUCACCCAAGAAACCGAGAAUGCAAGGAGAAGUUCAUCCAAGAAUGAUGAACCAGAGAAAAGAUCAUCAAGCCAAGAGCAGCAAGAAGAUGAAGUUACCAUCAAGUCUGAUCAAGAAAGAUAGAGAACCGAAAGAAAUGGUGCGGAAAGUAGAAGAGAAUGAAGGUGGUAAGGUGUCUCCGAGCAAUGCCAAAGCUGUAACCAGAGAACGAAUACCGAUGGAAACCAAGAAAAAGGUUCUUGUCAAGAAAGAGGAUGUUGGUGAAUGUAAAGUAAGAGAUAGACCUCAUGAAAAAGCUCUUAAGCCACAGAAUAAUCCUCCUGUGACUCACAAGAAACCGAACAGUUCUUCAGACAUGUCAAGAAACAAGAUUAGACGUUCCAGGUUGAGCUCUAGCUCAAGUAGUGAUGAGCAGAGAAGUAGUAGCCGAGAAAAGAAGUCCGGUGAGGCUAAGAAACCAAAUGCCAAGAAGAAACUCCAUCAACAAGACAAUGACCUCGCUUCAGAAAAUAAUUCAGGUUCUUCGCAGGACACUCGUGGAUCGGUAACCCAACUUUCUACAGAGGAAGCUACUUCUUCAGAGUUUAACAUUCAAGGUCAUUGUGACAACGGUGAAGUUACUUCUAGUGCUCCUACAAUUCAGCAUUCUCUUGAGCCAGAAACCUCCCAAAUCUCUCUUAAGUCAUUCCUAUCCAACUCCCAAGAUUUCCUCAGCUAUGCAGAGAAUCUCUUCGACUUGAACACCAACACCAAAAGAAGCCAAGAAUCAACUUUUCAAAAUAGAGACAGCAUUGUGAUCUCGGACCAAAGACUUGCACUAGACUUUGCCAAAGAAGUAGCCAAACGCAGAAGCCUUCUUCACAUUGAGGAACCAACUUGUCCCCAAAGAAGCUCUGUGCACAUUGAUGAGUUGUUAAUGGAAGUCUGUGAUGGGUUUGAGUCUUUGAGAAGUUAUAGAGACAAUUUUUUAGGACAAGACAGUUUUGUCAAAGAGAGCAUUGACAUGGUGUUGGAGAAGGAUUUAAAGAGUAUGAAGACAGAGAUGACAACAAGUGGAGUUUGGGAUUUGGGUUGGAGAAGUGAGUUUCAGAUUGAUGAAACUUAUCAAGCUGUAGUUGACUUAGAGAAACUUAUCUUAUCCGGUUUGAUCCAUGAAAUUCUCUCUUGA